Molecule: messenger RNA, 183 nt
Organism: Saprolegnia parasitica CBS 223.65
Lineage: Eukaryota; Oomycota; Saprolegniomycetes; Saprolegniales; Saprolegniaceae
Exons: 2
Coding region: 1-183 (60 amino acids)
Source: RefSeq, a predicted model, not a curated record
AUGCACGUCGCAGCGUGGCUCCUCCUCACAGCCCUCGCGUCCUUCACGUACGGCGAAGAGUGCGUCCUGCGCCAGAACCAAGGCAACACGAUCGACAUGCUCCAGCGCCAGCUGCGCUCCAAGUCGGCCCUUGACAUUCGCCGCAAGUGCAUCGAGCUCGGCCUCAACUGUGGCGGCGCUUAG